AUGGCUUCUACCCUCCAUGUUAUCUUCUCCUCUAUCUUCUUCAUUGAAAUCUUACUAGGAAUAAUAAUCAAUGGAUUUAUUGUCAUUGCAAUCUGCAUUGAGUGGAAGAAGCAAAGACAAAUCCAUCCCGGUGACCAGAUCUUGCUGUGCUUGGUUCUUUCUCGGCUGUCCUUGCUGUUGACAGUAUUGGCCACUAACAUCUUGCUAACAUUUUUCCCCCAUCUACGGGUCCAUGCUAGUGAGUAUUUUAUAAUGGUCCGCUUAUUGUUCAGCUACAGUAGCAUCUGGUUUGCUACAUUGCUCUCUGUUUUUUAUUGCGUGAAGAUCACUACAUACAACCAUCCCUUAUUCAUGUACAUAAAAACGAGAAUCUCCAAGCUGGUUCCUUGGUUCAUUGCCGGAUGUUCCUUGGCUUCACUGUCGUCUAGUCUACCUGUAGGCUGGUGUGUCUUCACAAAGCACAUCUUAGAUCCAUCCAAUGUUACCUCGCAUAUUGACUCAAAAAGUGCAAAUUUUUUCAACUUAUUUCUCAUCUACAAUUUUGGCUCCUCUCCACCACUUGUCCUGUGUUGUGUCUCGGUUGUCCUCCUCAUGAGAUACCUCUCAGCACACACCAGGGUUAUGCAAGAAAACAGAGGUUUCCGAAACCCAAACCUACAAUCCCAUUAUAGAAUUUUAAGAAGUACAACCUGUUUCUUCCUUUUAUAUUUCGCAUACUAUAUCAUUGUAAAUCUGACAACCACUGGGAUAGUCACACAUGAUAGCCCCUGGAUCAUAUUGUGCUCAAUUUUUACAUCUGUCACCCCAGUUCUUCAUUCCGUCAUCCUGAUCUUAAGUAACUCAAAGCUCCGACAAGCAUCUAAGAGUCUUUUUUGUCAUCCCAGACAUUUUAAACAAGAAGUAAAGUCUCUCAAUCACCUUCCGAACACUGAACCUCUGGGACGCUUGGAAGAUGGAGAAUAG
Molecule: messenger RNA, 963 nt
Organism: Hyla sarda
Lineage: Eukaryota; Metazoa; Chordata; Amphibia; Anura; Hylidae
Product: taste receptor type 2 member 40-like
Exons: 1
Coding region: 1-963 (320 amino acids)
Biological process (GO): detection of chemical stimulus involved in sensory perception of bitter taste; sensory perception of taste; G protein-coupled receptor signaling pathway
Cellular component (GO): membrane
Molecular function (GO): G protein-coupled receptor activity; bitter taste receptor activity
Source: RefSeq, a predicted model, not a curated record